AUGGAAAAAAAUAUUAUUAAAGGAUUCAUUUUCACUAUAGUUAAGCUAAAUACAGGAAUUCAAUUCUAUUUCUUUUAUCAAUAUAUAAACGAAGAUUAAAAAAGCUACAUCUACUGCUUUAUUAGCUUUUAUAUUAUAGAAAGAUUAUUUAGUUGGAUUAUAGAAAUAUCUUCUCUAAAAACAAAUAAAUUAGAGUCCAUUUUAAUUUUAAUACUUAAUUUGGCUUAGUUGGACGAGUUUUACUUCAUGAUUACCUAUAAAAUGCAUAGUAUGUAUUUAGAAGAAGGUAUAGUAGCAUAGGGUGCAAUUAUAUUCUUAUUUAACAUUCCUUUGUACUUGAUGAGUAUAGUUUGGGUUUUAAAAGUUUAAUAUAUUCUUCUAAACGUGGUUUUCAUUUCAAUUAUUUUAAUAUUGAUAUACAUUGCGCCAUUUACAAUAGCUUUUUUUAAAUUUAUGGAUCCCAUGUUUAAUAUUGAUAAAUUGUCAAAGUUAAAGAUUUGGUUUUUUUAAUAUUCGUAUUCCUAUUUUUAAUUUUUUACUUACUUUUGGUCACUUUGCUUAAUAUGGAAUCAUUAUAAUCUUUAAUACUAUGUCUUGGCAAUUUUAAGUGUGCUUAUUGUUUUACUAAUUAAGCAUUUAUGGCUCCGUUUGAAAAAUAACUUCUAAACUAGAGAAAAAUAUAUGUUUUUGAUUAUAAUCAUUAUCAAAUAACUAUUACAUAUAGUACUCAGUUAUAGAAAAAAAAAGAAUUAAGUAUUUGACAUUUUAAAUAAAAUUGGCUAUAAAAUAUAUAAUUCUAUGAUUAUUUUUGAGUUAUUGAUUAAGCUUUAUCUUCUAAUAGCAUUUUGGAUUGUAUUUUAAACAACAAAUAAUAAUAAUAAUUAGUAACUAUAUUCAUUUAAAGUUACUAUUUUAAUAUUGUUAGUAAUAAGUUUUUUAAUCCUACUUUUUUAAAGUAUAUCUCAAGUGAUAAUGAAACAGUAUAUUUAUAAAAAAUAUAUAGAAUUAGAUUCUAUGCUAGAAUUUAUUUAGCUAGAUAAGAAUAGUAAGGAUAUUAAAAAUAAAAAUAUAAAAUAAAUUUAAAUAUUUGAUACUUUUUAUAACUAAGAGACUUAUGGAAUAAACAUAAUUAAGGAUAUUUUAUUUGAGUAUGAAAGCAUAGAAAUAAUAGGAAGAGACUUUAAUAAGAAAAAAAUAGAAAACAAUAAAUAUUUUUACUAUGUUAAAAUUGAGUUUAUUGUGAAAGCAAAAUAAAUUUUAGAUGUUAUUUAAACAUAAAAAGUGAUAUCAUAGAUAUAAAGUGUUUAUUUAAAUCUAUAAAAUGAUGAAUAUUUAUAUGAUUUAUAUAAAUUUUGGAUAGAUAACUACAUAGAAAUUAGUCUCUACUCAAAUUACGACUAUAUAUAUUACUAAUUAAUAAAUAAUAUCAAAUAGUAAAUGUAAUCUGCUAUUUCCUAACUAAUAAUAUUUUAAAAAUUUAUUUUUCCUUAAAUGAUCAUAAAUCCUCACAUUGUUUAUUAUGAUUUGUAUGAUUGA
This is a messenger RNA of Tetrahymena thermophila SB210, 1536 nucleotides long. Its product is annotated as transmembrane protein, putative. NCBI's taxonomy places the organism in Eukaryota, Ciliophora, Oligohymenophorea, Hymenostomatida, Tetrahymenidae. The record is from RefSeq and is a predicted model, not a curated record. The transcript has 2 exons.